Messenger RNA from Rattus rattus (black rat), 2959 nucleotides. It is a transcript of the gene Utp25, whose product is annotated as UTP25 small subunit processor component. Gene Ontology annotation, cellular component: nucleolus; small-subunit processome. The record is from RefSeq and is a predicted model, not a curated record. Lineage: Eukaryota; Metazoa; Chordata; Mammalia; Rodentia; Muridae. The transcript has 12 exons. Gene Ontology annotation, molecular function: U3 snoRNA binding; rRNA binding. Bases 110 to 2413 code for a protein of 767 amino acids. Gene Ontology annotation, biological process: maturation of SSU-rRNA from tricistronic rRNA transcript (SSU-rRNA, 5.8S rRNA, LSU-rRNA).
CGCCUCCGCCGUAAAGCCGGCGUGCCCACGUGCGACAACUUCCCACUGGGAACCUUGGGUUUGGUUGUUGUGUUUUUUAUGUUGUGGUGGGAAGCUUGACGUUUCCGCUAUGGGCAAACGCCGGAGCCGUGGCCGCAGCCAGCUGCUCAGCACAAUGACCAAGAAGCAGAAGAAGCACCUCCGCGACUUCGGCGAGGAGCACCCCUUCUACGACAGGGUUUCCAAGAAGGAAGUCAAGCCGCAAAUUUGUCAGCUGUCAGAGAGCUCAGAUUCUUCACAUUCUGAAAGUGAAUCAGAGAGUGAACAAGAGCAUGUUUCGGGGUACCACAGACUGCUUGCUACAUUAAAGAACAUUUCUGAGGAGGAGGAGGAAGAGGAGGAAGAAGAGGAAGAGGAGGAAGAGGAGGAGGAAGAAGACAAAGAGGAGGUGGAUGACAGUGCUGUAGGUGAUGCGGAAAUGAAUGGUGAAGAUGGCGGUGAGGAUGUCAGUGUGGAAGAAACUGCAGAGUCCUCUGAGACACAGGACCAUAUGUCUCUGGCUGACAACUCAAAAGGAAAAGAUGGUGAAGAGCCACCUGGUGCAUCACAGAAAUCUUCAGAGGAAUUCACAGAUGUGAAACACGAGUCACUGUUCAGCCUGGAAACCAAUUUUCUAGAAGAGGAGAGUGGGGGCAGUUAUUCCCAGAGAACAUCCCAAGAUCCGUUUCAACAACACAUCAACAAAGAACUGAAAGAAAAGGAAAUUCAAGCUGCCGCCUCAAGCCCUCCAGCUACCGAGCAACUGAAAUGGCCAGUCCUGGGACAUCUUGUCUUUUCAUCAAAGUUCCAGAAGAUGGAAACAUUUAAACCUCCAAAGGAUAUUGACCUAAAGUCACUUCAUCUUCAGAAGCCCCUAGAAUCCACCUGGGCAAAAACCAACAGCCAAUUUCUAUCUGGUCCUGGUCCUCAAAAAUCAAGUAGCUGCUUUACCCCACUCCAGAAAGAGCUGUUCUUGAUUAUGAAUUCUUACCGGGACCUGUUCUACCCUGAGAGGACUGCCCUGAAGAAUGGAGAAGAAGUCCGCCAUGUGUACUGCCUGCAUGCCAUAAACCACGUCCUCAAAGCCAAUGCUCAAGUGCUGGCUAACAACAGCAGGCGCCGGACCCAGAAACUCGGGGUGGGUGACGAUGAUGACUUCAGGGACCAGGGGCUCACCAGGCCCAAGGUACUUAUAGUGGUGCCCUUCCGGGAAGCUGCCCUUCGGGUGGUCCAGCUCUUCAUCAGCCUCCUUGAGGGGGACAGCAAGAAGAAAAUCAUUGUAAGCAAUAAAAAGAGGUUUCAGGGGGAGUAUGGAUCUGACCCUGAGGAGAGACCUCCCAACCUGAAGAGGCCUGAGGAUUAUGAAGCUGUGUUCGUGGGCAAUAUUGAUGACCACUUCAGGAUUGGAGUGGCGAUACUUCAGAGGAGCAUCCGUCUCUACGCCCCGUUUUACUCCUCUGACAUCCUCAUUGCCUCCCCACUGGGCUUGAGGACCAUCAUUGGUGGUGAAGGAGAGAAGAAGAGAGAUUUUGACUUCCUGUCUUCUAUUGAGCUUCUGAUCAUUGACCAGGCUGACAUUUACCUGAUGCAGAACUGGGAACAUGUCUUGCAUUUGAUGAACCACAUGAACCUGUUACCCUUGGACUCACAUGGGGUGAACUUCUCUAGAGUACGCAUGUGGAGCCUCAAUAACUGGUCCAAGUAUUACCGUCAGACUCUGCUCUUUGGUGCCCUGCAGGAUGCCCAGAUCAACUCUGUGUUCAACAAGCACUGUGUCAACGCUCAAGGCCAAGUGGCCGUGAGGAAUGUCCCCAUGACGGGUUCCAUCAGUCAUGUGUUGGUGCAGCUACCUCACGUCUUCCAGAGAAUGGAAGCACAAGACCUAGCUUCAGUGAUCGAUGCCAGGUUUCACUUUUUCAUAAACAAGAUUCUGCCUCAGUACCGGGAUGCUGUCAUGUCUCACACCCUCAUCUAUGUCCCCUCCUACUUUGACUUUGUUCGUCUCCGAAAUUACUUCAAGAAAGAAGAACUGAACUUUACACACAUCUGUGAGUAUACACAGAGGUCUGGCGUCUCCAGGGCUCGACACUUCUUUCUCCAAGGAGAGAAGCAGUUUCUGCUCCUCACAGAACGCUUCCAUUUCUACAAAAGGUACACAAUAAAAGGCAUCAGGAACCUGAUAUUCUACGAACUGCCAACAUACCCUCACUUCUACAGUGAGGUCUGUAAUAUGCUGAGAGCCACCAGCAGAGGAGAGGAGGCCACAUGGACAUGCACUGUGCUGUAUUCCAAGUAUGAUGCCCAGAGGUUGGCUGCUGUGGUUGGUGUGGAGCGGGCAGCACAGAUGCUGCAGUCUCCAAAGAGUGUCCACCUCUUCAUCACUGAAGAAAAAUGAGCGUGGAGUGGGACAACUACAUUGAUGGACCUCAUAGACUUGGUCUGUUCACUGCCCAGGAGCAGGCUCUAGACAGUCUGCAGUCCUGUGUCCUGGAAAGUGCAGUGUGACCAGUGUGGGUAACCAUAGCUCUCGGGGCCCAGAGCAGUAUAAGGACUGCCACACUCAGAAACCAAAGCUUGUAACUUCUCAAUUAUGAUUUUAACUUUUUAAUUUAAUUAUUAUUUUAUAUGCAUUGGUGUUUUGUCUGUGUGUAUGUCUGUGUGAGGGUAUUGGAUCCCCUAAAACUGGAGUCCCCCACAGUUAUGAGUUGUGGUGCUGGAAAAUGAACCUGGGUCCUCUGUGCUCUAACCUGCUGAGCCAUCUCCAGCCCCAAGGUUUUAAUUUUUACUUGAGGAAGAGUCUCUGACUUGCCUGUCCAAUUUUCGUAAAGCCUGUUGUGGCCUGUAGGACUGGCUUGAGAGCUGGAGACGUCUUGGGCUGUGUCCCAGUCUUAGCACUUUACUUUCCUAGCCAAACUUAAAAAUAUAUAUACAUAUACAUAUA